Messenger RNA from Benincasa hispida (wax gourd), 3385 nucleotides. Its product is annotated as protein WEAK CHLOROPLAST MOVEMENT UNDER BLUE LIGHT 1-like. Gene Ontology annotation, cellular component: cytosol. The record is from RefSeq and is a predicted model, not a curated record. Lineage: Eukaryota; Viridiplantae; Streptophyta; Magnoliopsida; Cucurbitales; Cucurbitaceae. Gene Ontology annotation, biological process: chloroplast avoidance movement; chloroplast accumulation movement.
CAUCUUAUUCAUCUUCUUCAUCUUCUUCCUCCUUUGCCGCUUCUUCACGGCGGGAUGGAACGUGGAAGCGGUUAAUUACUAUCUCUGUUUUCUCGUUAUUGGAAACAGAAGAGGUUUUUCCGAUGUGCGGACUAGCCGUUGACGUUAAUUAUUUUCCAGUUCAGCUACAGUUAUCCUCUAGCACUAUUUGUUAACUCCGUUCAAUGGAUGAUGUGAAAUUAGCUGAUCAUACAUCUCCACAAUCCUCGUUAAUCUCCCAAGAUGGUAGUCACUCUCUUGAUGAAAAUCCAAACCACCUAGUUAACAAUGGAAUUAUGGGUCCAAGCCAAGUUCUCUUAAAUUCUGUUGCUAAUGGAAAACUUGAAGGUAAAAUUGAACUCUCUCCAAGCCCAGUUGAUGGAACUGUGCGAUCUGAGAGUCCACAUCAAAUGUCUGAAAAUUCUGUAUUGUCAGCCAUAGAAGAUGCUCCUAGUGAUGUAAAUUUGAGGCAAGAUGAACGGAUUACAUCCAAUAAUUCAGGUCUGAGUUCAACAGUUCCAGAUGAUAGAUUAGACGAACACAAUCGAAAUACCUUGAUGGAAGACCCCAGAACUCAGUCAGUUGAAGAUAUGCCUGAGAAACGUCAUGAAGAACAAUCUACAGUCCACAGUAAUUCUGCCAAUGAUGUCAUUAUGCCAUCUGUUUCCUCUUCAGUUGAGGAUACACCUGAGAAACAUCCUCAGGAACAAUCCUCAGUCCAUAGGGACUCUGCUGCUAUCAAUGAGGUCAUGAUGCCAUCUAUUUUCUCUUCAGUUGAGGAUAUUCCUGAGAAACUUUCUCAGGAACAAUCUCCAGUCCAUAAUGACUCUGCUGCCAUCAAUGACGACAUUAUGCCAUCUGUUCUCUCUUCUGAGUCAAUGGUUAUAAAGAAUGAGAAUGUUGUACAAUUAGAUGGGCUUGCAGAGGGUGAGAGAAUUUCGGGUGGAAAAACUGGAUCUGUUGAUUCUAAAGAUGUGAAGCAAAGUGAGAUAAACAGAGGCCUCAUUGAUACAACUGCGCCAUUUGAAUCAGUUAAAGAAGCUGUUUCAAAGUUUGGUGGGAUUGUUGAUUGGAAAGCUCAUCGAAUCCAAACAGUUGAGAGACGCAAACUUGUGGAGCAAGAACUCGAGAAAUUACACGAGGAGAUUCCUGAAUACAGGAGACUGUCAGAAACUGCUGAAGAUGAGAAAAAGAAAGUUCUAAAGGAACUGGAUAGCACUAAGCGGCUGAUAGAGGAACUAAAGCUUAACCUAGAGAGGGCACAAACAGAAGAGCAUCAGGCAAGGCAAGACUCUGAGCUCGCGAAACUCAGGGUUGAAGAGAUGGAGCAAGGCAUUGCCGAAGAGUCUAGUGUAGCUGCCAAGGCACAGCUUGAGGUUGCUAAAGCUAGGCACAUAGCUGCAGUUUCAGAGCUUAAAUCUGUCAAAGAGGAGUUGGAAUCACUUUGCAAAGAGUUUGCCUCUUUGGUCAUAGAAAAGAAUGCAGCAAUAGCUAAAGCUGAAGAUGCUGUUGCAGCAUCCAAGGAAGUUGAGAAGGCAGUGGAAGAUCUAACUAUUGAGCUUAUGGCCAACAAGGAGUCUUUAGAGUCUGCACAUGCUACUCAUUUGGAGGCAGAGGAGCAAAGAAUAGGUGCCGCUAUGGCCAGAGAGCAAGAUUCUCUUAACUGGGAGAAAGAGUUGAAGCAGGCCGAAGAGGAGCUUCAGAGUCUUAAUCAGAAAAUUUUGUCAGCAAAGGAUCUGAAAUCAAAACUGGACACUGCCUCAAAUUUGCUAAUAGAUUUAAAAGCUGAAUUAGCAGCUUAUAUGGAAUCAAAACUGGAAGAGGAGCCUGAUAAUCAGGAUGGUCACACAAAAAGUGAGGGAGAGGAACCUGAGAAGAAAACACAUACAGAUAUACAAGCAGCUGUUGCUUCAGCGAAACAGGAACUUGAGGAAGUAAAACUCAAUAUUGAGAAAGCAACUUCUGAAAUAAACUGUCUGAAGGUGGCUGCAACAUCGUUAAGAACAGAGCUUGAAAGAGAGAAAUCUGCUCUAGCCACAUUGAAGCAAAGAGAAGGAAUGGCAUCAAUAGCAGUUGCAUCUCUUGAAGCUGAAGUGGAAAGAACUAGGUCAGAAAUAGCUUUAGUUCAAAUGAAGGAAAAAGAGGCCAGGGAAAUGAUGGUGGAGCUUCCUAAACAAUUACAGCAAGCUGCACAAGAAGCUGAUCAGGCCAAAUCAGUGGCUCAAGUGGCUCGAGAGGAGCUACGCAAAACAAGAGAGGAAGCAGAGCAAGCAAAAGCUGGAGCAAGUACUAUGGAGAGUAGAUUGCUUGCAGCUCGGAAAGAGAUUGAGGCUGCAAAGGCUUCAGAAAGAUUGGCGUUGGCAGCAAUCAAGGCAUUACAAGAGAGCGAAUCAGCAAGAGAUGCCAACAAUGCAGACUCUCCAGCAGGAGUUACACUCUCACUAGAGGAGUACUAUGAGCUUAGCAAGUGUGCUCAUGAGGCAGAGGAACAAGCCAACGUCAGAGUGGCAGCUGCACUGUCUCAAAUUCAGGUAGCCAAGGAAUCCGAGUCAAGAAGCGUCGAAAAACUUGAAGAAGUAACCCAGGAGAUGGCUACCAGAAAGGAAGCACUAAAAAUUGCCAUGGAGAGGGCUGAGAAAGCCAAGGAAGGAAAGUUGGGUGUAGAACAAGAGUUACGAAAAUGGAGAGCCGAGCACGAACAACGAAGGAAGGCUGGUGACACUAGCAUUGGAUUAAUGAACCCGAUUCGCAGUCCAAGGGCGAGUUUCGAGGGGAAGAACGAACCAUCAGAUUUAGUCAGUGCAUCUGAGGCCACAGGUACUGAUCCCUCAAUUUCAACAAGCCCCAAGGGAAAUAUGCAAAGAAGCUUUACAACAUUGGAUUCGUUCUCAGAAGCAAAAGCACCAAAGAAAAAGAAGAGGUCAUUUUUUCCUCGAAUUCUCAUGUUUCUGGCCAGAAAAAAGACUCAACCAAACAAGACAUCCUAAAUCGUUUCGUUUGGGAGUACACAUUUCUUAUUUACACUGUCGAUAUUUUCACCUUCUCCUUUCAAGUUGGUUUUUGCUGAUGGAGAUUAUAAUCAAUCGAUGAGUUGGAAGAAAUACGUGAUUGUACAUGAUGGUGGUUAAUAUAUAUUUUUUUUAUUGUACGAUAAAAAGGGUGUUCGUGCGUCCAUUAAAAAACGUUGUCGUGCACUGCCGAUGGGAUUGAAAGAUGUAAUCAGUUUCUACGUUUUGAUUCUUGGAUGAUGAGGCUGUUCUCGUAUCAUUGUCGUGUAUAAUGAAUGUAUAGGCUUGAAAAAGAAAAAGAGCUACAAGUUCUGCGAGUUUUAAAAAAAUGUGAAGUUUAGAUAUCUUUGGUCCUUAAA